GCGGUGUCACCGUCGCCAGCCAUGGCGCUGGCUGAGCAAAAAAGUGCGUUGUGAGCACUUUCCUACAUUUGAAGCUUUGCCAGCGGGUGCCUAUCGCUGGGGUGCGAAAGGACUCUGGCAGCGCGUUGGGAAUUGGUUGCUUUCUUCUUGUUUUGUAGCGAUGGCGCCGGUGCAACUGGAGAGCCAUCAGCUGGUCCCGGUGGGCGGUGGGCCCGCUUCGGCUCCGGCCCCACCGCCCCCAGGGACUGCGACCGCGGCAGCUAGUCCUGGAUACCGGCUCAGCACUCUCAUCGAUUUUCUGUUGCAUCGGACGUAUGCGGAGCUCACUGUCCUGGCCGAUCUAUUACCAAGAAAAACUGAUAUGGAGAGGAAAAUAGAAAUAGUGCAGUUUGCAAGUCGUACACGGCAGCUGUUUGUCCGAUUACUAGCCUUGGUAAAAUGGGCAAAUAAUGCUGGGAAGGUUGAAAAAUGUGCGAUGAUAUCAAGCUUUUUAGAUCAACAAGCUAUUCUGUUUGUGGACACUGCCGAUCGGUUAGCCUCACUGGCCCGAGAUGCUUUGGUUCAUGCCCGUCUGCCAAAUUUUGCUAUUCCAUAUGCUAUCGAUGUGCUAACAACUGGGUCAUAUCCACGAUUGCCAACAUGUAUACGGGAUAAAAUAAUUCCUCCUGAUCCAAUAACAAAAAUUGAAAAACAAACAACCUUGCAUCAGUUAAAUCAGAUUCUCCGUCACCGACUAGUAACCACAGAUCUUCCCCCACAGCUGGCUAAUCUUACAGUAGCUAAUGGUCGUGUAAAGUUUCGUGUGGAGGGUGAAUUUGAGGCUACUUUAACUGUGAUGGGAGAUGAUCCUGAUGUCCCAUGGCGCCUUCUCAAACUGGAAAUUCUGGUUGAGGAUAAAGAAACUGGAGAUGGACGUGCCUUGGUUCAUAGUAUGCAGAUCAAUUUCAUCCAUCAGUUGGUCCAGUCCCGGUUGUUUGCUGAUGAGAAACCUCUACAGGAUAUGUACAACUGCCUACAUUCCUUCUGCCUAUCCCUGCAGUUGGAAGUUUUACAUUCACAGACUCUAAUGCUGAUCCGAGAACGCUGGGGUGACCUUGUACAAGUGGAACGAUACCAUGCAGGCAAAUGCCUGUCCCUCUCUGUCUGGAACCAACAAAUUGUUGGGAGAAAAACUGGAACAGCAUCGCUUCAUAAAGUUACCAUUAAGAUUGAUGAGAAUGAUGUAUCAAAGCCUUUGCAAAUUUCUCAUGAACCUCCCCUUCCAGCAUGUGAUUCCAAACUAAUUGAGAGAGCUAUGAAGAUAGACCAUUUGUCAGUAGAGAAGCUUCUAAUAGACAGUGUGCAUGCAAGAGCACAUCAGAAACUCCAGGAAUUGAAGGCCAUUCUUAAGAGCUACAACACCAGUGACAAUUCUUUUAUCGAAACAGCACUUCCUACACUUGUUAUUCCUAUUCUGGAGCCUUGCGGGCGAUCUGAAUGCUUACACAUAUUUGUAGACCUUCAUUCUGGAAUGUUUCAGUUAAUGCUUUAUGGAAUUGAUCAGCAGACCCUGGAUGAUGUAGAGAAAUCCAUCAAUGAUGAUAUGAAGCGUAUCAUUCCUUGGCUUCAGCAGCUCAAGUUUUGGCUUGGGCAGCAGCGUUGCAAACAAUCAAUAAAACAUUUGCCCACAGUAAGCAGUGAAACAUUGCAGCUAGUUAAUCAUGCUACUCAUCCUGUGGGAAAUCUUUCCAAUCACAAACUCUUCAUCAAGCUUACCCGACUUCCACAGUAUUACAUUGUAGUGGAAAUGUUUGAUGUUCCCAAUAAUCCCACACAACUAGAAUACAAAUACUACUUUCUUUCUGUGAGUUAUGCUGAAGGAGACGAUAGCCCUGCCACUGCAGUUUUACUCCAACAGUUUAAGCCAAAUAUUGAAGAAUUGGUUUUGGACACAAAAAAUAGCAAACAAGCAAAAAGUGGCGCAAAACGCAAGCUGUCUGAUGAACUGUGUCCCACAGAACCCAAAAAGCCAAAACAGUCUGGAGAAAUGUGUGCAUUCAAUAAAGUUUUAGCUCAUAUUGUGGCAAUGUGUGAUACAAAUAUGCCCUUUAUAGGACUCCGCGUGGAGCUAUCCGGUAUGGAAAUCCCACAUCAAGGUGUCCAAGUUGAAGGAGAUGGUUUCAGUCAUGCUAUUCGUUUAUUAAAAAUUCCUCCCUGUAAGGGUAUUUGUGAGGAGACCCAGAAGGCUCUGGAUCGUUCUCUUCUUGAUUGUACUUUCCGAUUGCAAGGUAGAAAUAACCGUACAUGGGUGGCUGAACUGGUGUUUGCAAACUGCCCGCUUAUCAGCACUUCUUCCAGGGAACAAGGACCAACUCGUCAUGUUUAUCUAACGUAUGAAAACCAGUUGUCUGAACCAGUUGGUGGCCGGAAAGUAGUUGAGAUGUUUCUAAAUGACUGGAAUAGCAUUGCACAAUUAUAUGAAUGUGUGUUGGAGUUUGCUCGAUCUUUACCAGAAAUACCAAGCCAUCUAAAUGUUUUCUCAGAAGUUCGGAUCUAUAAUUAUAAGAAGCUAAUUCUUUGUUAUGGGACUACCAAGGGAAGUUCUAUCAGCAUUCAAUGGAACUCUGUGCACCAAAAAUUCCACAUAUCUCUUGGAACUGUUGGACCAAACUCAGGUUGCAGUAAUUGUCACAAUACUAUUCUGCAUCAACUCCAAGAGAUGUUCAAUAAAUCACCAACUGUUGUCCAACUAUUACAGGUUUUGUAUGAUACUCAGGCUCCAUUAAAUGCUAUCAAUAAGCUUCCCACAGUGCCAAUGCUAGGACUGACACAGCGUACUAACACUGCUUACCAGUGUUUCUCAAUUCUGCCUCAGUCGCCCACACACAUCCGACUGGCCUUUAGGAAUAUGUAUUGCAUAGACAUAUAUUGCCAGAGCCGUGGAGUGGUGGCAAUUCGUGAUGGAGCAUAUAGUCUUUUUGACAACAGUAAAAUUGUGGAAGGCUUUUAUCCUGCACCAGGAUUGAAGACCUUCCUGAACAUGUUCGUUGACAGCAAUCAAGAUGCACGAAGACGAUCAGUCAAUGAAGAUGAUAAUCCACCAUCUCCUAUUGGAGGGGACAUGAUGGAUUCAUUGAUAUCACAACUUCAGCCACAGCAGCAGCAGUCUUCAAAACAGACAGGAGCACCAGCAGCUUAUCCUUUGACAUCCCCUCCCACAUCCUAUCACAACACUGUUACUCCUUCACCUUCAAUGAUGCUCACCCAGUCACCAGGAACUUUACAUGCUGCAAAUUCUCCAAGUGGAGCAUUAAGAGCACCAUCACCAGCAUCAUUUGGCCCAACUCCUUCUCCUUCAUCUCUUGGAAUCACAAUGGGACAAAAUGCAAACUUUGCCAGCCCCCAUGAAAACUGUUUUCAAGAAGUUGGAAUUUCCACAGGCACAAUAGACCCUAGUUCACCAUACACAAUGAUGUCACCCAGUCAACGUGCCGGGAAUUGGCCAGGUUCACCUCAGGUGUCUGGUCCCUCUCCAGCAGCACGUAUGCCUGGGAUGUCACCAGGCAAUCCUUCCUUACAUUCUCCAAUACCAGAUGCUUCUCAUUCACCACGAGCAGGAACAAGUUCUCAAGCAGUGCCAACCAAUAUGCCUCCACCGCGUAAACUACCUCACCGUUCCUGGGCUGCAUCCAUACCAACAAUUCUCACUCACAGUGCCUUGAAUGUUUUAUUGCUGCCCUCACCAACCCCUGGACUCAUGCCAGGACUUGCGGGAAGUUAUCUUUGUUCACCACUUGAACGUUUUCUUGGAUCAGUUAUUAUGAGGAGGCAUCUCCAAAGGAUUAUUCAGCAGGAAACGCUGCAGCUAAUCAACUCCAAUGAACCUGGAGUGAUCAUGUUCAAAACAGAUGUUCUGAAGUGCAGAGUUGCCCUUAAUCCCAAAACUAACCAGACCUUGCAACUAAAAGUAGCACCUGAAACUGCAGGCCAGUGGAAACAAGAAGAAUUGCAAGUUUUGGAGAAAUUUUUCGAAACCAGGGUUGCAGGGCCACCAUUCAAAGCCAAUACUUUAAUAGCCUUCACCAAGCUGUUAGGAGCCCCUACACAUAUUCUUCGGGAUUGCGUACACAUCAUGAAACUGGAGCUGUUUCCUGAUCAGGCAAGCCAGCUGAAAUGGAAUGUGCAGUUUUGUUUGACAAUUCCUCCAAGUGCUCCACCAAUUGCACCUCCAGGAACACCUGCGGUUGUGCUGAAAUCGAAAAUGUUGUUCUUUCUUCAGCUAACACAAAAAUCUGCAGUUCCACAGGAAGCCACGAGCAUAAUCGUUCCAAUCAUUUACGACAUGGCUUCAGGUACCACACAGCAGGCAGACAUUCCCCGGCAGCAGAACGCUUCCGGUGCUGCUCCCAUGAUGGUUAGCAAUAUUCUAAAGAGGUUUGCAGAACUGAAUUCACCACGGCCAGGUGAGUGUACAAUCUUUGCAGCUGUUCGUGAUUUAAUGGCUAACCUUACAUUGCCCCCUGGUGGGCGCCCAUAGGCUUUUAUACAAAGGGUAAAAAUGAGAUGAAAUGGAAAAACACUCUGAAAUAAAGCCUUUGGUUACUUAGAAUGGAAGAGACAUUUUCACGUGUCACAAUUUUAAAAGAGCUGAUACAAUGGAUUGGCCUACUUUCAGGGAUGCACUUUCAUCAAUUUUUUUUUUCUUGGUACAGCACUCUUAAAAUGUUUUAAGAAGACAUUUCAGACUCAUAAUAAAUUUAUGUAUCCGCUUGGCAGUAAAUAAGAGUUAAUAUUCUGUUUUAUACUUCAAAGAUUAUGAAAAUGCCAAAUUUGUUUAUUUAAAUGUUUUUUUCUGAUGUCUUGGUGUACUAGUCCUUUUUUAAAGCAGAGCUGUCAUUUUUUGAAUACUGUAAAACUGUGACAAACUUUAUAUUGAAACUGUAUUUUAAUAUUACUGCUUUAAAAUGUUAAAAAUGGAGUUGUUAUAAACAUGUCCCCCAAAACAAUAUUUAAUAAAUCAGAUUUUUUAAAUAAAGGG
Messenger RNA from Crotalus tigris (Tiger rattlesnake), 5017 nucleotides. RefSeq names its product mediator complex subunit 14 (gene MED14). The coding region runs from base 161 to 4516 and encodes 1451 amino acids. Gene Ontology annotation, biological process: regulation of transcription by RNA polymerase II. Lineage: Eukaryota; Metazoa; Chordata; Lepidosauria; Squamata; Viperidae. The transcript has 31 exons. Gene Ontology annotation, molecular function: transcription coregulator activity. Gene Ontology annotation, cellular component: core mediator complex; mediator complex. The record is from RefSeq and is a predicted model, not a curated record.